GUCAGUGAUACUCUUAGUGACCUCUAUAUCGAUGUUGAUACUACGCAGAAAAAGGCAUGUGGAAGUUGCAAGAGAGACUACCUUGUGGCCUCAACUUCAAUGGAGAAGAGUUUCAUAUCAAGAGCUACUAACUGUGACUAAUGGAUUAAAUGAAAGCAACUUGCUUGGCAGUGGGGGGUUUGGCUCGGUGUAUAAAGGAACACUAUCAGAUGGGAUAAAUGUUGUGAUAAAGGUUUUCAAUUUACAGCUAGAAGGGGCAUUCACGAGUUUUGAUACUGAAUGUGAAAUGCUACGCAAUAUUCGGCAUAGAAACCUUAUCAAAAUCAUCAGUUGUUGCAGCCAAAUUGAUUUCAAAGCCGUGGUACUGGACUACAUGCCUAAUGGGAGCCUAGAGAAAUGGUUGUAUGCUCAAAACUUUUCUUUGAACAUCCUGCAGAGGUUGAGUAUAAUGAUAGAUGUUGCAUCGGCAUUGGAAUACCUUCAUCAUGGUACUGAAAUACCAAUUGUCCAUUGUGAUUUGAAGCCCAACAAUAUAUUGUUAGAUGCUGAUAUGGUUGGACAUGUUGCUGACUUUGGUAUUGCAAGUCUCUUGGGUAAAGGAGAUUCCAUGACUCAAACCAUGACGCUAGCCACAAUCGGAUAUAUGGCUCCAGGUGAUAGAGAUUGUUUAUCAUCCAUAAUGAGAUUAGCUCUAAGCUGUUGUGCAGAGUCACCAGAAGGAAGGAUAAAUAUGCAAGAUGUUGUAGUCACACUUAAUAAAAUCAUGAUCAAGUUUUUGAAGGACGCUGCAGGAGGUGUGGUUUUACGCCGCCAUCUUGCUCAACAGCCCCUUUAGUUGAUGGAUUCUAA
This is a messenger RNA of Rosa chinensis, 849 nucleotides long. RefSeq names its product receptor kinase-like protein Xa21. Gene Ontology annotation, molecular function: ATP binding; protein kinase activity. Bases 32 to 835 code for a protein of 267 amino acids. Lineage: Eukaryota; Viridiplantae; Streptophyta; Magnoliopsida; Rosales; Rosaceae. Gene Ontology annotation, biological process: protein phosphorylation. The record is from RefSeq and is a predicted model, not a curated record. The transcript has 2 exons.